This is a messenger RNA of Haemonchus placei, 654 nucleotides long. NCBI's taxonomy places the organism in Eukaryota, Metazoa, Nematoda, Chromadorea, Rhabditida, Trichostrongylidae. The record is from the annotation of a GenBank genome assembly.
AUGGCUGAGUCAGUGAAGAAACUUCGUCGUAAAAAUACAUUCCGAAGCCACCAUCACUGGAUUAGAAUGACCGGAAAAGUACACGAGGUCAACGGACAUGAAUUCGUGGCGGUACUACUACGACAGCCAACAUUGUGCGCUCACUGCAAGAAGUUCAUUUUUGGUAUGGGUAAGCAAGGGUACCAAUGUCGAGACUGCUCAACGGUUGUACACAAGCACUGCCAUGAGGAGGUGAUAUGGAAGUGUACACGCAUUAAAGCCGACGUUCCAUCUGAGACGGAAACGCAAAGCACGGGUCGAUUUAACAUCAACAUGCCGCAUCGGUUCGUAUCUCACUUUUACAAAUGCCCGACAUUCUGCGAUCACUGCGGCUCCCUACUCCAUGGUCUAACUCAACAGGGACUUCACUGCUCAAGCUGCAAAUUGAACAUCCAUAAACGAUGCCAACAAAAUGUCGCCAAUAAUUGUGGUAUCGACGCCAAACAACUGGCAGCUGUGUUAGGACAGUUGGGACUCACUGGGAACAGGAAUACUCCGUGUAGUAAGACAAACGACUACGUCAGGCGAAGAAAGAAGGACAAGGGCGAACACGAUUUCCAAUCCUUUCGAACGCGUGAACUCCUUAACACUGCAGAUCGACAGUAUAAUAAAUAA